AUGGGUAUUACUCGUGACUCUCGUCACAAGAGAUCGGCCACCGGUGCGCGCCACGCUUACUACCGCAAGAAGAGAAAGUUUGAGCUUGGUCGCCAGCCGGCCAACACGCGUAUCGGCGCGAAGCGUAUUCACGAUGUGCGUGUGCGCGGCGGUAACAUCAAGCCGCGUGCGCUCCGUCUCGAGAGCGGCAACUUUGCGUGGGGCUCUGAGAACCUGACGGCUAAGACCCGUAUUCUCGGUGUCGUUUACAAUGCGUCUAACAACGAGCUUGUCCGUACCAACACCUUGGUAAAGGGCGCCGUGAUCCAGAUUGACGCUACGCCUUUCCGUCUUGCGUAUGAGAAGCACUACGGCACCCCUGUCACUCGCCGCCGUGUCCCUGGUGCCACGCAGACGACUGAGGAGGAGAAGAAGAGCAACCACGUCGAGCGCAAACUUACUGAGCGCCGCAAGGAUUCCAAGAUCGACCCUGUCGUCGAGCAGCAGUUUGGUGCUGGUCGUCUCUACGCUGUCAUCUCUAGCCGUCCAGGCCAGUCUGGCCGCGCUGAUGGGUACAUUCUUGAGGGUUCGGAGCUGGAAUUUUACAGCCGUCGUCUCCGUAACGCCAAGUCUAAGCACGCAUAA
Messenger RNA from Malassezia vespertilionis, 624 nucleotides. RefSeq lists its product as uncharacterized. The transcript has a single exon. NCBI's taxonomy places the organism in Eukaryota, Fungi, Basidiomycota, Malasseziomycetes, Malasseziales, Malasseziaceae. Gene Ontology annotation, cellular component: ribosome; cytosolic small ribosomal subunit. The record is from RefSeq and is a predicted model, not a curated record. Bases 1 to 624 code for a protein of 207 amino acids. Gene Ontology annotation, molecular function: structural constituent of ribosome. Gene Ontology annotation, biological process: translation; maturation of SSU-rRNA from tricistronic rRNA transcript (SSU-rRNA, 5.8S rRNA, LSU-rRNA).